Physcomitrium patens is the source of this 2574-nucleotide messenger RNA. RefSeq lists its product as uncharacterized. NCBI's taxonomy places the organism in Eukaryota, Viridiplantae, Streptophyta, Bryopsida, Funariales, Funariaceae. Gene Ontology annotation, biological process: male meiosis II. The record is from RefSeq and is a predicted model, not a curated record.
UCCAUUUGGGUUUGUUUGUUUGUCUUGAUUCCUGAAUUCUCAGAAAGAGCGCCGCCAUCUUCGCACUUGCACCCGGAUUACCUCCAGCUCCAAAUUUGGGGUCGCGCUCUCUGUGGAUUCGCGAGCGAGCCCUCAGAAGCAUUAUUGUCGAGCGAGUGAGCGAGAGACAGGAUGUGAUGUAGUGGAUCACAGGAAGGAAGCGAGAGAGAGUGUAAUUGCUAUCGUUGGGUGAAGGAGAAGGUUGCGGUUAGGUGAGAAGUGAAGUGGGGUGAUGGAGAGACCUAAAGAUAUGUUAAGAAUGGUGGAAUAGGGAUCCAGGCGGGAUGGGGUGGCUGUGGACGUGCCUCGGAAUCAAGGACAAGUCCGUUCGCCGAAUUGGGAGAAGAGUGAGCAGUGAUACAUUUGAUUCUAGGCUUGGUCACCAUUACGACUUCACCAAGACACCGCGCAUUGAAGACUUCUUGGAUCCUAGAGGUGCCGGAUACGACGCGUUCGUCAACGGCCAUGCACCAGAGUCCCCGACACCAAUAAAGAACUCAUCGUUGGGAAGAUAUGAAGACGAGAAUUGGGAGAGCGAUUCGUGUGCACACGCAGGGGAAGGCAACAAACGGAGCCACGAGGUUACGCGUGGUCGAGAGGAAUCUGCUUCCUUUGACGCAAGAAUCAAAGGAGAGUAUGGACCAUACUGGGGUUUUUCCGACGGCGUUCCCGGAGAGGGUUUUCUAUCAAUUCAGUUUCCACGAGUACCGCCAAGCACACGGAAGUCUUUCUCUGAGCUUUUGAAAGAGUCCGACAAUGUGGACAAAGGUUCCCUGGCCUUGGAUACUACGGCUGCCGCCGCUGAGAAAGCCGCAGUGUUGUUAGGACCAAGUACCUCUCCUGAUUUGCAUUUCAAGGAAACGCCAAGUGCUAAAGUUCCUCAAGGAGUUGCUCCGAGACUAGUAUGGUCCAGCAGCAGUGUGAAUUCGGAGGAGAAAUUGCUUGAUGUGCAGGGCGGUGCAAAUUGUUUUUCAAUGAAUUUAGAACCAUAUGAGCAGCUUUCUCAAAGCCCUCGAUCUCCUCACUCCACGCCACUUCUGGCUGCUACGAAGGACCAUCUGGAAGCCUCGAACGUAGUGUCUGCUUUCAAGGAGGCCAGACGACAGGCUCGAAUGGCAGAGCUCUCAUCGAUUGAUCAAUCUGCUCCAAAACCUUCCUACAUAAGCAGCUUCCUCUGUUCGUCUAGGAAAUCGUCCUUGCAAUCUGGGUCUCGUGCAUUUCAAAGAUCUUUACCACCUGUUACAGAGGCCUUGCCCUUUGACGAGGAGCUCCGGCUCAAGCAAAAAAGUGACGUGACCCCGGGUCUGUCUUUCGGCAAUGCCGUGCCUCUAGAUCGUCAUGUAUCUCCUGACAGCGUUUCGACUAGUGUUAACGAACCUGUCGUCCAACAACAGGAAGCAGACAGAAAUUCUUCGGAAUCGACUGGAAAGAAAGUUCUGGACGCCGCACUUGCGACAGAGGAUGUUUCUGAGUUUCUCUUCACAGAAGAGUGGGAUGAUUAUGUGCUUGUGGAGAAGGUGCAAGAAUUGCCGACGCAGAGAGUGCAAAAGAAUUUGGAGCUUGUGGAAGCCGAGUCUGCUUCUGGUUCAUUUGUUAACCUCCCCUCUGAACAGAGAGACGAAGUGAUGAUUGACAAUCACGGACCAGGUUGUGGAUCUUCUGAUGAAGACGCGGCGAGAAGCAUCACUGGCCGCAUCCUUGACGAGAGUUUAGCCUCCUCGACCAGUAGCUCGGAAGUAUCACCACGAGAUGAAGAAGGUUCCUUACCUCCGGAGGAUGUCGCGCCCCGGAGAAGCGAGUCUGGUGGAGUGCGUCAGACACCGGCUGACACUGUAGUUCUGGAGUGUGAAGGGCAGCAAGAGGAUAACACGCUGAUGAGUACCCCCAUUCGGGACGUUUUAGUAACGCCGGAAGUGUUCGUCUCGCCUAAAACCACAACAUCGGAGCUCAAUUUCACGCGGGUGAUGGACCUAGAUCCCGAGGAGAGACCCAUAUUUGGCUCACUUGCUGAUCAUUGGGAAGCAGCGUGGGCUACGAAGCGUUCAGCGUGGGAUGGCAAGGGCAUUCCGAACUCGACCCACAAGUACAGGGAGGAUCAAAAAGUGAUGUGGCAUGCUACUUCUUUCGAGGAACGUCUCGCACAAGCGUUAGCAUCACAAGAAGCAAUUCCUGAAAGACGAAACAGGUUUAGAGGACCAACCAGUCGAUUUUCCGCAUCCAGAAAUGCCCCAGGCUUGCAGGCACACUAGCCUGGCUCAAACCGUACUAUUUUUUUAGUUUUUUUUUCCAUUAGACUCGGUAUUCUUUUGAAGAUGAGGGAAACCUGAAGCAACAGAUAUAUAUAUAUAUAUAUAUAUAUAUAUAUACACAUAUUCCUCGAAUGACACUUUUGUAUAGAUUACUGAGCAAGACUGUUGGUGUGGAACAAGCACCCACCUAAGCUGGCCUCAUGUAAAUUCAGCUCAUGUAAAAGAAGAUUUUGACAUAAUCGACUCAGACGUGAAUUGGAUCAGACACGUUGAGAGAGAUAUAACA